CUGAGGCCCGGCUUGAAGGAUGGACCGUGCCCUGCUGCUGCUGCUGCUGUCCCUUUGGGCUCUGACUGGAGCGGUGUCCCCGCAGGCUGCAGGCUUGUGUCCGGACAGACUUCUGGGACAGGAGAGCAGGAGGACGUGUCCUCGGCCCUGCAAGGCCGACCGGGACUGUGGCAGCAAGCGCCAGUGCCUGUGUGACGGCCAGUGUGGUCUCAGCUGUGUGGCUCCAGGUCGAACUUGUCCCUGGCCCCUGCCCCCCCGUGAAGACUCAGAGGCUCGUCUCCUCUCUCCCACUCACUCCUUCUCUGCCCUGCUCGAAGUACGCUGCAAGCCAGGAUUCGCGUUGCCCAAUGGCCUGGACGCCACCAUCCGCCGUUGUCAAGGUGACCGACAAUGGAGUGGGGAUGAGCCCAUCUGCACAGAGACUCGGUCACCUGACGAACCUGCUUCCACCCCAAGCUGCCCUCUGCCUGAGCACAUCGUCGACACCUUCAGCAUCCAGGGCGACGCUACAGCCGGAGCCUCCAUCCGCUACACCUGCCUGUCUGGGGCCGAUAUAGUGGGGAGCAGGGAAAAUUUCUGCCAGGAUAAUCAGACCUGGCAGUAUCCUCACCCCAUGUGUAAAGAAGUGUACUGCCAGCCUCCUCGAGAGGUGGACCAGGGCUACGUGGUGGCCGUCCAGAAGACUGAAUACGAAGUUGGCUUCGACAUCCACUACCUGUGUAAAAAGAACUUCCUGCUGGAUGGACCCCAGAAGGUCACCUGCCUGUCAAAUGGGAGCUGGAGUGCGUCUCCACCACACUGCAGAGCUCGCUGCCUCAUCCCCGCCCAGCGGAGCCGCGUGGUGAUCGGCGGAGUGAAGCGCUGGCCGUUUGAUGUCACGGACACCCUGGUUGCUCACGGUGAAAAUGUGACGUUCUUCUGCAAACACUCAAAGAAGCAGUGCAGCUUCUCCGCAACCCAGUCGUGCUUCGACGGGAGGCUGCAGACACCAGCCUGCUACCUCGAGCCCACAUGGUUGCAGUUUAAACUCUUCCCUCACCGGCUGGUGUCGGAGAUCGACGCGUGUGGGCCCGAUGAUGUGGAGUGAAGACUCCGAUGCGUUCAACACUCACGACGCCGCGUCCCAACGCCGAACGCCUCCCGAGACGCUCAGCAUCCCGCCCCCGCGCUACAAUUGUGCUCCGUGUUCAGGACAGUGCUUGUGACCUUUGGCCCUUUGUCAUGUGCAAACCCACCUCAAGAGUCACCUUGUGCUCCCCCCCCCCUCCCCAUGCGGCUCCAGCAACGCUGCAUGCGUGUGAGGAUGCACAUAUGACGCAUGAACACACGCUGUAUCGUUUGUACUCUGUGACAUUUCACCAUGUGAUCUUUUUAUUCCCGUGUUGACGCAUCAAGUCGCGUGGCUUGUAAGUUGUUUAAAUGGUUAAAAAAUAAAGUAAGGUUAAAUUG
Pungitius pungitius (ninespine stickleback) is the source of this 1449-nucleotide messenger RNA. It is a transcript of the gene ntd5, whose product is annotated as ntl-dependent gene 5. NCBI's taxonomy places the organism in Eukaryota, Metazoa, Chordata, Actinopteri, Perciformes, Gasterosteidae. The coding region runs from base 20 to 1087 and encodes 355 amino acids. Gene Ontology annotation, molecular function: peptidase inhibitor activity. The record is from RefSeq and is a predicted model, not a curated record. The transcript has 8 exons. Gene Ontology annotation, cellular component: extracellular region.